Messenger RNA from Arachis duranensis, 1874 nucleotides. Its product is annotated as laccase-11-like. Gene Ontology annotation, cellular component: apoplast. NCBI's taxonomy places the organism in Eukaryota, Viridiplantae, Streptophyta, Magnoliopsida, Fabales, Fabaceae. The coding region runs from base 16 to 1719 and encodes 567 amino acids. The transcript is spliced from 5 exons. Gene Ontology annotation, biological process: lignin catabolic process. The record is from RefSeq and is a predicted model, not a curated record. Gene Ontology annotation, molecular function: copper ion binding; hydroquinone:oxygen oxidoreductase activity.
ACAAUAUACGCAAUAAUGGCAAGCUUGUGUGGUUUCAUGCAUAACAAUGUCUUAACCUUUCUCUUCUGCUGUAUGAUGAUUGUUGGCUUAAUAAUGCCUUCACCAUCUGAAGCUGCCAUAAAGAAAUACAAAUUUGAUAUUGAAUUGAAGAAUGUGAGUAGGCUGUGCCAUGCAAAACCCAUUGUAACAGUAAAUGGAAGGUACCCAGGGCCAACUGUUUAUGCUAGAGAAGGAGAUAGAGUACAAGUCACUGUCACCAACCAUGUACAAUACAACUUGUCCAUUCAUUGGCAUGGGCUGAAACAACAUCGCAAUGGGUGGGCUGAUGGACCAGCUUAUAUCACACAGUGUCCUAUUCAAACCGGAAACAGCUACACUUAUGACUUUAAUGUUACUGGGCAAAGAGGAACACUGUGGUGGCAUGCACACAUUCUCUGGCUCAGGGCCACUGUGUAUGGUGCAAUUGUCAUUAUGCCUAAACUUCGAACACCAUUUCCUUUCCCACAGCCAGCUAGAGAGUUCGAAAUUCUCCUAGGUGAAUGGUGGAACAAUGAUGUGGAAAACAUUGAGAAACAAGGGACCCAAAUGGGAGUGCCACCAAAUAUCUCAGAUGCACAUACAAUCAAUGGCAAACCAGGACCUCUAUUUCCUUGUUCUGACAAGCACACUUAUGUAAUGGAGGUGGAACAAGGGAGGAGUUACCUGCUGAGAAUCGUCAAUGCUGCACUCAAUGAUGAACUCUUUUUCGCCAUUGCGGGUCACAACAUGACAGUUGUGGAGGUUGAUGCAGUUUACACAAAACCAUUCACCACAAGUUCCAUACUAAUUGGACCAGGACAAACCACAAACGUUUUAGUCCAUGCCAACAAUGUUCCAAGCAGAUACUUCAUGGCCGCAAGGGUCUUCAUGGAUGCUCCAAUCUCAGUUGACAACAAAACUGCCACGGCUAUAUUCCAAUACAAAGGCAUCUCAAACACUGUGAUCCCUUCUCUGCCUCAACUUCCUGCUAGAAAUGACUCAGCUUUUGCUUUGAGUCUCAACAAGGAACUCAGAAGCCUAAACUCUGAUCAAUACCCUGCUCUUGUUCCUCUCAAAAUUGAUAGAAACCUCUUCUACACUAUUGGUUUAGGCAUGAAUCCUUGCCCUACGUGUGUCAAUGGAACAAGACUAGUUGCUUCAUUGAACAAUGUCUCAUUUGUGAUGCCACAAACUGCACUUCUUCAAGCUCACUAUUUAAACCUCAAGGGCGUUUUCAGAACUGAUUUUCCUGAUAGACCUUCAAAACCUUUCAACUAUACCGGUGCGCCGCUAACGGCAAAUCUUGCCACCUUAACGGGGACACGGCUUAGCAAGAUUGCCUUCAAUUCUUCGGUGGAGCUGGUUUUGCAAGAUACCAAUCUCCUCUCAGUUGAGUCACAUCCAUUCCACCUUCAUGGAUAUAAUUUCUUUGUUGUUGGAACCGGUGUUGGUAACUUUGAUCCAUCUAAAGACCCUGCUAACUACAACUUGGUUGACCCCAUUGAAAGGAACACCGUUGGAGUUCCCACCGGUGGUUGGGUAGCUAUUCGUUUCAGGGCCGAUAAUCCAGGUAAAAUGUUCAUGCAUUGUCAUCUGGAGCUGCACACUGGUUGGGGAUUGAAAAUGGCUUUUCUUGUUGAAGAUGGACCAGAAAAAGAUCAAUCUGUUUUGCCACCACCAAAGGACCUUCCCACAUGCUAGCCGUCUACACUAAAUUAUAGGAAAACAAGGAUUGUAUUGUAUUGAACGUUUUUUCUAAUGUUUUUGUUGUGUUCUUUUAUUUGUCUGCUUAGCCUUCCGCGGUAAAUUUUGCAGAAGGUUUUUAAUUGUGAAUUAAUAAGAACAGAGCAAUGUAA